AUGCCUAUCCAAGACAUAGAUGCUCUGCACGGUACUCUCCUGCCGUUUGGAUACUUGGCAUCAGCCCAGGGUCCAGUUCUGCCUUCGGCACAGGUGCUCGACAAAGCUCGGAGCGCCCUGGUCCACACUCUUCCCGAGACAGGGCUUGGCUACCAGAGAGCAACCAGCCACCUCGUUGAUGACAUUGUCCCCGCAUUGAACGCUAACAGCAGGUCUGCCAACUACUACGGCUUCGUCACCGGCGGCGCCACUCCUGCCGCAGCUCUCGCCGACAAUCUCGUGACAGCCUACGAUCAGAACGUCCAGGUCCACCUCCCCAAUGAAACCGUCGCCACCGACGUCGAGGAUCAAGCCCUCCGCCUCCUGUGUCAAUUGCUCAAGCUGGAUCCCGACGAUUGGCCCCACAGGACCUUCACCACCGGCGCCACUGCGAGCAAUGUCCUCGGUCUUGCAUGUGCGCGGGAGCACGUCCUCCGCGCCGCUUCUUCCAAGAAUUCGGGCCAGCCCGUCAGCGUUGGCGAGUUGGGUAUCGUGGAAGCUAUGCGUGCUGCUGGUGUAGAUAGCGUUCAGAUCCUCACCACCGUUCCUCAUUCUUCUCUAGCCAAGGCGGCCAGCAUUGUUGGACUCGGCCGCGCGUCAGUCAAGUCCGUGUGUCUUCCUGGUGCAUCGCAUCGCUUUGACAUAGCGAAGCUGGAGGCUGCACUGGCGUUGGAGAGGACAGCGUCUAUCGUGGCAAUAUCCUGCUCCGAAGUCAACACUGGCCGCUUCGCAACGUCUGGGUACGCAGAAAUGGCCCAAAUCAGGAAUCUAUGUGACAAGUACGGUGCUUGGAUCCAUGUGGAUGCUGCAUUUGGCCUUCUUGCCAGGGCACUGGCCACAGACGAAUUUUCCCAGAUUAUCUCGGCAACCGAAGGAAUGGAACUCGUGGAUUCCAUCACCGGAGAUGGCCACAAGUUGCUCAAUGUGCCCUACGAUUGCGGCUUCUUUUUCAGCCGCCACCUGCAAACCGGACAAGACACCUUCCAGAAUGCGAACGCGGCGUACCUGAACGCCGGCGCAGCCGGCAGCGGCUCCUGCAUCCCUUCUCCCCUCAACAUCGGCAUCGAAAACUCGCGCCGAUUCCGCGCUCUGCCCGUCUACGCCAGCCUCGUCGCCUAUGGACGAGAGGGCUACCGUGAGAUGCUAGAGAGGCAGAUACGCCUCUCUCGCGCCAUCGCCGGCCUCAUUCUCGACCACGCUGCAUACGAACUCUUACCCCAGUCUGACGCGUCAAGGAACGAUAUUUUGGGCGGAAUCUACAUCAUCGUGCUCUUCCGCGCUCGAAACGAAACGCUCAACCGGGAGCUCGUCAAGCGCAUCAACGCGACCUCCAAGAUCUAUGUCUCUGGCACGUCUUGGGAGGGUGCUCCGGCCUGCCGCUUCGCUGUGUCGAACUGGCAGGUUGACCAGGAACGAGACCUGGCAAUCAUUCGUGAGGUCCUAGACACUGUAAGCCGGGAAUUGUGA
Lasiodiplodia theobromae is the source of this 1506-nucleotide messenger RNA. Its product is annotated as Pyridoxal phosphate-dependent decarboxylase. The transcript is spliced from 3 exons. The record is from RefSeq and is a predicted model, not a curated record. Gene Ontology annotation, biological process: carboxylic acid metabolic process. Lineage: Eukaryota; Fungi; Ascomycota; Dothideomycetes; Botryosphaeriales; Botryosphaeriaceae. Gene Ontology annotation, molecular function: pyridoxal phosphate binding; carbon-carbon lyase activity. Bases 1 to 1506 code for a protein of 501 amino acids.